Molecule: messenger RNA, 6345 nt
Organism: Vitrella brassicaformis
Lineage: Eukaryota; Vitrellaceae
Source: the annotation of a GenBank genome assembly
GCAGGUCUGACGCAGCCAUGGCGAUGCACCGGCGCAUCGUGUGUGUCCUGAAAGGUGGGGACAAGACAGAGGACCUUACAUCUGAAGAGCAGCACGAGUUGAAGCAACAGGCACUCGAACGAAUCAAGAAGCAAAGAGAACAGCAGCAACAACAGCAGCAUCAGGAGGUAGACGCCAAUGCAAUGGAGGAGCGGCCCGACCAGGCGACAGCCGAUGAUCAGGGCAUCGUCCCAGCGGGUGGGGCUCACGCACACACAACACAUAUCUGCCUGUCUGACACUAGUACGUGUGUUUCUGUCCCUCUCUCCCGUCUCCCUCCUGCAGAGUUUGAGGUGCCUCCGAUGGAAGCGCCAGACACGCGCCCUCCCCUCGCCUCCAUUAACACGCAGGAGCCUCCCGCCGCCACACAGCCCACCAAGAAGCCACGCCGCGCGGCCCGCUCCAAGUCACAUGGGGCGAGGCUGGACCGACUGACAGUGCAGGAGCGGCUGGACGACACGCGGGAGCAGCGUGUGCUGGAGAGGUUCAAGCGGGCGAAUGCCGAUUGGCAGGGGCUGAGGGAACGGCUGGCGCAGAGGUCAGGGAGUGGGUGUUGUGUGUUGUAUGAGUGGAUGAGAUGAUUGAGCUGGAUGAGCAUCGAUUGGACUGUCUGUUGCCUCAUUUCAUGGACAUGCAGGCUGAAUGUUGGCAUCGAGGACUUGGCCGUCUCCCGGGCGGAGGAAUAUCGGGAGAAAAUCGAGGUGACAAGACGGAAACACAUGCAGAUCAGAUCCACUUCACCACUCCUUCUUAGAAUCACGACAUCAUGUCUCUCUCCAUCUGUCCACCAGGUGCUCGAGUUGCUGGAUGAGUCCAUCCCGGUGGCAGACAAAGGUUGGCAGGCGCCGACGACCACAAGAGGCAGGCUUCUAUUCGUCGAUCUUGAUGUCUCUUGUCUGUGGGUGCAGGGGGCUACAGCUGGUUCAUGUCGCUGCGCAACAAUGACUCACAGCUCAUCAACGUGGGCAACCGCUUCUCGGGCCUCACGCUCGAGAUCAAGAAGGAGUGGAGCAAAGUCAAGGAGCUCAUCAGAAAACCAUGGCAAGCACACGUAAACGGUGUGAGACACAGAAGAGGCGUCUCGUUUUCUACAGGUUGACGGAGCUGCACACAUUGCGCAAGGCGUCCUCCCACCACCCGCCGCCGCUCACGCCCCUCUCCUACACGGCGGCCAAGUGGAUUAACUUCGAGAAGACCGGCCGCACCUCGCCAACUGAUGCUGCCAGCUCCCACCAUGGGAUUGCGGGGCCAAAAGUGCAGAUCAAGACGUGGAGGGAAAACAGAUACCUCGUCGAGCGGUGCGGGCAUUAUUCGUGACGACAGAUCAGACGGACCCUCCAGAGUCUGCUCGUGUGUGAGUGGAUGCGUGCCGUGCAGGCUGGCCAAGUACGGCAGGAGGAUGGAGAAGCUGUCUCCAGCAGCUGUGGCCGUCGAUGACCACCUCACAGUAAGACUCUCCAUGCACAUACAAACAUAAACAGACAGACGCACCUCUUUCUCCGCCUCUUCACGUCUCAGCUGUAUGGAGUGGGUCUGAACCCGAUAGCAGAGGAGGGUGUCGGUGAGGGUGUGGGGAGUGAGUACCCGCAGAACGGCGAGGGCAGCCCCAUGACGCCAUCACGCAUGUCAAGACACUUCGAGGAAGAAAUCGGUAAGCCGGCCGCCAUCUCACCGACCGUUGGAUCAGUGCUGCUGUGACUGAUGUGCACAGAGCGUGGAGAGAUCGCUCUUAAGACCUACAGGUAGGUCGCGGGCACAGCAGCUGUCUGUAUGCGCCUGUCUAUGGCGUUGUGCAGGCCAGGCGGGACAGUGCGCGGCAGCCUGAGCCAGCCAGAAGAGCUGGUAAAGGGGCCCAACAUCCAGACAUUCCCGCAAAAGGUCAGCGAGACACAGAGAGAUGCACGCUCAUACGUGCCAUCCAUCCAUCCAUCCAUCCAUGUGUCUGCAGUUGUUGUUUGACACGCGGAUCGGCAAGACGACCACCCAGACUGUUCGCCUGCGCAACACGGGCACAUGUGUGCUCUUCUAUGAGUGGAUACUUCUCCCACACACGGUAGCUUUCUUCCAGAGCAACCAUCCCUUCCCACAUACACACACACACACACACAGGCAUCCACCAAUUGCACCGCAUGAAUGUCUGGCUGGCGGUGUCUUUCUCGCUGCUCUUAACGUACAGCGGUCGGUAGAGGUGGCGGAUGGUGUGUUGCCAGCUCCUCCAGUGGAGCCACAGCGCUUCUUCUGUCACCACGUGAGCACCUGGCUUACACACAUGAGUACGUCCCAUUGCAUGCCCUGUGUGUAUUGGUUGCAGCCGAAAGGCUCUCUAUUGCCUGGUUGUGACGUGGCGACCUACUUCGCCUUCCGAUCAGAGCUGCCGGGCAUGUUCCAGGAGACAUACGUCCUCCGCACAAGGUAUUGCAUACACGCAGCAUGAUAUGAUGAAUGGAUAAGGCUUGUUUCUUUCUCAUCCUCUUCAGCCCUGACGUCUUCUCGCCCCCAGACCCGUUGGAAGUCCGCGCAAUCGCACACAAGGUCAGCAAAGUCAUGCGUCAGUGAAUGUAUGACGAUAUGUGCGCAUGUGUGUGUAGGCGGAUGCCUUCGCGUCGGAUCGCGAGGAGCUGGAUCGUCGCGUGGCCCAACAGCAGCGCGUGCAUGGUGUGGAGGAGGUGCUGGAGGACGUCCUCAGGCAGGCCAAGACACCGCCACCACCGCCACCAGACAUGACGGAUCGCACGUCAGCCCAGCCCUGUGCACACACGACACGACAGCACACACAAACAUACACCACACCCAGACUUACUUAGCUUCCUCCCCUCAUUGCCCUUGUCAGUGUGCAAGAGCGCGUGUUUGAGGAGAAUGCAUCUCCGCUGCCCCUGCACUACUCGCCGCCUCGUUAUGACCAACUGUCAGCCAUCUAUGCCUCGACGGUCGCACAGCAACAGGAGGGGCAGGAGGCGAUGAUGGAGUGGAACGGGAAGGUUGGGUCGCUGUGGGAUAUUGUCGCGGAGAUAGCGGACGGUGAGGCCAAGAGGGCGUGCGAGGCUGCAGUCAUGGACUCGCUCAUUCAGGUGAGUCAGCGGGUCAACACACACGGCUGCCUCAGUUGGCGUGACCGACUUGUGAUGCACAUGAUUUGCCCACUCAGUCGCUCAGUCGGCCAUCCAUGAAGGGUGCCUUCGCUGCGGAGCUGCCGGCUCUGCUGCAGGAGUGCAUAGAGGACAUACCGGCCACCAUCAACGCCAAGAGGGAGGCGUUGGGUCUUGACGUGCUGCCCUUUAUCGGCCCGCCACCAGAUGAGCACGCAGACGAAGCCACACAACAGGAAUACCAGGCACGCAAUGUCAAUCAAACACACCAACACAGACGCGAUGACACAGACACGUGCAUCUGCACAUCAAUCAGGACGCCCUCAAUCGUUUUCUGGAGCUGCGCACACAGCAGCCGCCCACCACCGACAAGAAGAAGAAAGACACCAAAGACAAGAAAAAGGCAGAGGCAGUCGAUGAGGCACAGGACACCCAGUGGCUCACAGAGACCGUCGAAGCCACACUCGAGAGCAUCAGCGAGGCGCUGGAGCAAGCUGACAAUCGCUCCCGUAUCCGUGCCUUUGAGCAGUCUUUGUCUCAGCACCGGCACGAUCUCACUGAUCGACUCAAGGUAAGCAAGCAGAUACUUACAGAGCCUCACACACGUCUGAAUCUCUCUGUCAUUUCAGCACUAUCGUUGUCGGCUGUCGAUUGACUCACCUGCAUUGUCACUGCCCGGCAGUGUGGUGAUGCUGCUGGUGGACCUCUCAGUGCCCUUCACCCACACACAAGAGGCUGCGCAGUUCUUUGCUGCCAAGAAGGAGGGGAGGAGGGGCAAAGCAGAAGAGGAGAAAGACGUCGAGGCAGUGCUGGACGAAAUCUCCGUCGAGUGAGCCGCCAGUGCCCAUCCAGAAAAAUAGCACAUAUGUGUCUCGUGUUGCAGCAUCCUGAAGCGGCGACUGGCCAUCCUUCCUGAGAUGCUGGAGCAGGGCGUCCAGGCCGUCAUCGUGGCAGCCCACCUGGGCCCCCCUCCCUCAUUCACCCCCUCUACAAGCAACACAGACGACACAGAGGCGGCAGAGGGAGAGCACGAUACAGAAGAGGAGGGCACCAAGCGAGAUUGGUGGAUGACCGGCGAGCGGCCUGUCAGCCCUGCGGGUGGCGACAGUGGUGUGUGGUCUCUCAAGCCAUUCCUGGGUCUGGUGCAGGAUGCGGUGGAGGGCAGCGCGGCGGUGUGUGAGUUUAUCGAACACACCGAGUGGAUGAGCGACGCGAACUACGCCGACACACUGAGGUGAGUCACGGGUGGCAUGCUACUACACAACAAACGGCAAAGCCACACAUUUCUGCCUGUGUGUACUGACAGAGAGGAGCCGGAGGGCCGCGUGUAUCUGCUCGAGAACCUGACCCACAUCUACGAGCAGCACCCCCACUGGCAGAGCUCAUCACCCGCACACUGCCGCCAGAUCCCACUCGCGUACCGCCAGGCCUUCGGCCGCCACCUAGCCGCCCAGCUGCGGCCAGACUGCAUAAUCAACGACGACCUCUCCACCGCACACCAGUGCCUCACCGCCUCAUGUCUCACAUGGGAGCCUUUCCACCAUUUUCCUUUGCGUGUGAUCGGCCCCUCUGUGAGGAGUGAGGUUGUGUCUAUCGGAGAGAUGGUGCUGGGCAACGUGCAUCGGUGGCGUGAGAGGGAGGAGCCGCCGCCGCCCACUUGCCGAGUGGAUUACCUCAGGCGAUUUCUGCAGAGAGAUGUUGGCGAGGUUGGCGAGCGAGUCCAGGAGGUAUGUACAUGAGCGUGUUCUGCGGCGGCCGGAUCAGGUGUCGUGUGUGGACCCGUGUGUGCAGGUGAUAGACGAGAAUCAGGUGCGGAGGGAGAAAGAGAUGGCGCACCAGUGUCUCCCGUUCCUCACCAUCAUCUCUGGACAACCAGACGCCAGCAGCCAGGAAUCUUCCGCCACACACCUGGUGGGGCAGCUCAGGUCACUGCGGGACGCCCUCGACUUCUCGACGGCGAUCUUCCUCUGCGGUGACAUCGCCAAAUGUGUGGCCCAACACGCAUAUGCUGUCGACUGGCCGUCAGCAGCACACGCAGACGCCAGCGAGGAAGACGCAGAGAAGGAAGACAUCAUCAAAAGGGCGGUUGUGGACCUCGCUCGGAUGGCUGUCGAUCGCAAUGUGGAGCUCACCUUGCCGCAGGACGUCUCCUGCGAGUACACCGGCAAAGGGGAAGAAGGGGAAGGGGAGGAGUCGGCAGCUGAAGAGGACAAGGGCGAGCCCGCCGCUGAAGUGCCUGCCUACAAGGUUGGUGAAGUGCGCACAUUUGCCGUCCCGCCACACUCACUGGAGGCCUCAUCCGUACCAAGUGGCGAGGAGCAGCAAGCUGACGUCUUCGCGCUUGACGAAGACGCUGCUGCCCCCGCUGAUGUCGAACAGCCACAGCAGGAGCAAGACAACACAGCUGAAGACAACAAUCAUGAAGAAGGGGAGACACAGCGGGAGGCACAAGAAGCCGCGCCGCCCUCUCUGCAUCCCGUUGUUCCCGCACGUGAUGAGUGGGUGUUCCGAGAUGUGGGUCCGCUGACCGUGCAGAUGCUGGCUGCCAAGAUGCGCAAGUGCAGGGGAGUCAUGUGGAUGGGCGGGGGCCUCGGGGCGGACGACAAAGCCACCAAGAAGCUGAUACGCUACAUGGAGCAGCUCACUCACCCGUAAGCACAUCUCCCUUUUCGUGGAGGUGGAGACACGGUCGUUUAUCUCUAUCUGUGUGUCGCUGCGUAUUCGUUGUGCAGCGAGGAGGAGUUUGAGCUGUCUGAGGAUGAAGAGGAGGAGGCCGAGGAAGAAGAGGCCGAAGAAGAACAGGAAGCGGAAGAAGAGAAAGAGGAAGGCGAGGAACAGGGCGAGGGCGAGGAAGACAGGCAACAGGAUGCUCAACAAGUAAGCCACCCGCAUAUAUCUAUAGAGACACACCAUCAUCCUGCCACUCUUCAGGCCGCCACGCAGGAGACAGGUGCGGCCCCCGCACAGCCAGAGGAGCCCGACGUGGACCUGCAGCUCUCGUGUGUCAUCGGCAAAUCCAUCCUGGCCCAUGCGGUCCGCUUCCUCCGCCGCAGCGACGGGCUGACAGUCAUGUCGGCUGCAGCAGAGGGGAAUCUUUUCGGGGCGCCAGCCGGAGAGUGGCUGCCCGCGUUUGUGGCCAUGGAUGGGAGACAGUAGUGUGUCUGUGUGAGUAUGUGUGUCUCAGUGCGUGACUGUCUUUUCAUUCAAUAGCACCGUGGGC